Hordeum vulgare subsp. vulgare (domesticated barley) is the source of this 1251-nucleotide messenger RNA. RefSeq names its product OVARIAN TUMOR DOMAIN-containing deubiquitinating enzyme 11. The record is from RefSeq and is a predicted model, not a curated record. Lineage: Eukaryota; Viridiplantae; Streptophyta; Magnoliopsida; Poales; Poaceae. The transcript is spliced from 10 exons. The coding region runs from base 361 to 1035 and encodes 224 amino acids. Gene Ontology annotation, molecular function: cysteine-type deubiquitinase activity. Gene Ontology annotation, biological process: protein deubiquitination.
UCCUCGAGCUCGAGCACUCGCUAUUCCCUUCUUUCUUUCUUGCUCCUCUCCCCCUCCCCGGCGGUUGGCUUCCCCCGCUUCUCUCAAAUCCCCACGCCACCACCAUCCCAGCUCCCUCCGGCGAACACGCCACCGCGCCCGCCCACCACCGAAGCACGCCAAUUUUCCCCCAUCGUAGCCGUCAGCCGUCCUCCUCCGCUCCACUCGACUGGCGUCGCACCGAGAUCCAUCCGGGGUCAGACCGGUUGCUGCCGCCGAUGUGAGCUCUCAACUGUUCGGAUCGUUUAUAACCAAGCCCUGUUUUCAUUUCUUCGCAGCUUACAGUGAACCCUAUAUUCUCUAUGUUCUCUCUGAGAUAGCAUGUCUGAACAACAGGACCAAGUUAGUAAAAGCUCCUGCUCAAGUAUUAGCACCAGUACUCAGGGGAGUGAGGAUGACGGGACCGUCGGUGCACUUUUAACUGAAGCAAAGACCAACGGGCGCAGCCUUGGAAAGCGACUGUCCCACUUAGAUUCACUCCCGCACACUCCUCGAGUUAAUGGGAAAAUUCCCGAUUUUAGUAAUGCAACCAUAGACCAUGAAUCAUUAUUGGAAAGGUUGGGCACUUAUGGCUUAGCUGAAUAUCAGAUAGAAGGGGAUGGGAAUUGCCAGUUUCGAGCUCUGGCAGACCAGAUAUUCCGCAAUCCUGAUUACCACAGACAUGUGAGGAAAGCAGUAGUGAAGCAGCUAAAGGAAUUCAGGAAACACUACGAAGGCUAUGUACCAUUGGACUACAAGGUUUACUUGAAGAAAAUGAAAAGAUCUGGGGAAUGGGGAGAUCAUGUGACUUUACAAGCGGCUGCAGACCGGUUUGGUGCCAAAAUUUGCCUGCUGACGUCGUUUAGAGACACAUGCCUGAUCGAGAUAGUCCCCAGGGACGCCGCUCCUACAAGAGAGCUUUGGCUAAGUUUCUGGUGCGAAGUACACUACAAUUCUUUGUAUGCCAAUGAAGAUCUUCCCACGCGCAAGACCAAAAAGAAGCACUGGCUGUUCUAGGUAGGGUUUGCUGGUCGUUGGAUUCACCACUCCCCUCUCAUUCUUGUGCACUCAGUCCAGCAGCAUCUGCAUGUAGCCUUAUUUCAUACUGCUGAUGUUGUAAGCUGUAACCUGAAACAGACUCAUGUAAGCUUUUAUGUAAAGUGGAAUGCCGAAAAUUCUUUAUCGCAUGGAAGACGAGACAGAAAUAGCAGCUGUGCAGUUUGCCUUGGUUAA